Molecule: messenger RNA, 4966 nt
Organism: Ostrea edulis (European flat oyster)
Lineage: Eukaryota; Metazoa; Mollusca; Bivalvia; Ostreida; Ostreidae
Product: matrilin-2-like
Exons: 11
Coding region: 137-2740 (867 amino acids)
Cellular component (GO): extracellular region
Molecular function (GO): calcium ion binding; chitin binding
Source: RefSeq, a predicted model, not a curated record
AAUGAAUUAUGCUUGAUUAUGUUAAAUGUUUUAGUUACAGGCACACAUAACAAAAGAUAAGCGGAAAAUAUAUGUCCCUCACAAUAUUAGGUGAAUUCAGUAAAUAGUUAGGUGUACAAGGGUCCGCCUCAUCGUGAUGGAGAAUCUGAAAGUAUAUUCCGUGCUGGUAUUGCUGGUUCUUGUGUCUGGAGUUUGCUCAGUGGACAAAACCCGAGAAGAAGGCACGCGCGGAUCAGGAGUGGUGGAGGCAGUGGUGGAUCUACUUCGAUCACGAUGUCUCAUUUCAAAUGACAAUUUCUUCCUGAGAAGAAUGGCAUACGCGGCCAGCAGAGACGGGGCUAAAAAUGACACGUAUCGAGAUAAUUUUCAUGGAGGGAUAUGGCAGAUCGAUAGACAAAAGUUUCUCCUUACUCAAUCAUCCAACUAUGUACGGAAACAGCGCGCGGGAAUCUAUGGAAACUUCAGCAUCUCUUGGUCUAAGGUCACGUGGUCUGACCUCCGGAAGCCGCUGUUUUCAGGCAUUGCGGCUGCGCUGUACUUGCAGUAUGCGACUUUGAGAAAUGGAGAAACCAUUCCGUCAACUGUUAACGCUCAAGCGAAAUUCUGGGCCGAUCACUUUGGAGGACCAAGAAACGCCUUUUUGGCUGUAACUAACCUUCGCGACGUUUCAUGUAAUACAAAGCCUAUAGACUUGGUGUUUGUGGUGGAUGAGUCCGGAAGUAUUGGAAUUAAAAACUUCGGCCGGAUUAAGAACUUCCUGCUUCAGUUCGUGGAACAGCUGACCAUUUCAAACACUGCUUUUCACGUGGGGCUCGUUAAGUUCCACAAAGCUGCCACCACACAGUUCCAACUUGACAGAUAUAGUCAAAAAUAUUCUAUUAAGGAAGCUAUUCGGGACAUGAAAUAUAACCGCGGAGGAACAUUGAUCGGCGCAGGGAUAAAAGCAGCCAGAAAUGUUUUCACCAAAAGUUCAAGAAGAAGGGACUCCACUAAGGUCAUGCUUCUUCUCACAGAUGGGAAAUCAUCUGAUCAGAAGAUAACAGAACAACAGGCCAAGGCCUUAAAGGAUGAGGGCGUAUCCAUUUUUGUCAUUGGAAUUGGUAAAGUGGAUCUAGAUGAAAUAAACUCCGCGGCCUCUGAACCGACUUGUUCUCAUGUUUUUAUAUUGGAGAAGUUCUCUGGUAUCAAUAACAUUUUAUAUGAGGUCAGAAGACGAUCUUGUACAGCUCCCCAUAAAGUAGAGGUUGUUGGUAACAGUGAGCCCAAAGUAUCGGGAGAAUUAACGCCGGACCACGUGGUGGAGGACACUGUUGAAAUAGAUACCAAUGCCCAGUCAACUACAAUCACCACUGAGGUAACCUGCGGAGAGGUCGAGCUCUUCGCUGCGUCUGACACAUCUACUCCAAACGAGGCUUUCUAUGAAGCCAAAGGAUUGGCACGUGAUAAUCAACCGUCCUCGUUUUCGAUUCAAAAUGGUGGUCGAACUGUGUAUGUUCAUUACAAAGGAAAAAUCAUUGCAACGAAUGAAUACUGCUUGACUGGAAACAAGACAUUCAGCAUAGCAUUUACUCAAGCUAUAGACGAAUGUGAAAGUAACCCAUGUAAAAAUGGCGCUUCGUGUGUGGAUCUUCCAAAAGGUUUCUCUUGUCAGUGCACGGCGGGAUUCAAUGGAGAUACGUGCGAGGACAAAAUUGACCAAUGUGAAAACAAUCCAUGUAUAAACGGUGGUCAAUGUAUUGCCAUCUUGAACGGUUAUAAAUGUGUUUGUGUGACGGGGUACACCGGUACAGCCUGUGAGAUUGGAGUCAACAGGUGCGCCAGCUCUCCCUGCCGAAACAGCGGAACUUGUUCCAAUGUUAACGCCGAUUUUCGGUGUACCUGUACAUCUGGAUUUAGUGGGAAAACUUGUGAAAUGAACAUAAAUGGGUGUCAGUCUUCUCCAUGUCGAAAUGGUGGCAGUUGCAUAAACACGUCCAAGGGUUAUUCAUGCGUUUGUUCCGAUGGUUACACCGGGUCAGAUUGUGAGAAUGAGGCUGUUAUGUUAACUUGUCGGGUGGGAUCAGUAGUGCGGGAAUGCACAAUUGAAGAUCUGGAGAAAACCAACAUUGCCGACAAGCUGUGCACUGGGGGUAAAAACCAGCCAAUUAAGGGACCAGGUUUGGAAACAACGACGUCGACAUCAACGACACAACAGAACGCACCAUCUUCUCCCAACACGUGUGUACCACAGGGCUUCGUAUAUCAUAUACCCUACCCACAGGACACUACGAAGUUUAUUCAGUGUGAUGAAUUUGGGGGCUCCACCAUUAUGCCUUGUGCUCCUGGUACCAAGUUCAACGAGGACCAGCAAAUUUGUACUGCGGCAGAUAACGUGGUAUGUCCCUCUGCAGGUCACGAAAAAUUAGCCGACCCAAGCGACUCUACCAAAUAUUAUGAAUGCGCCCAUGGUGUAUCGUAUUCACAAUCGUGUCCCAGUGGUCUUGUUUUCGAUGGAAGUCUAAAGGGUUGCACAUGGCCUACAAGCAGACGACAGUUAUCUACAAAGGAAAGCUACGUCACUGAGGAAGAUGACGUUGAUGAGGAAGAUGACGUUGACGAUGAAAAUGACACAGCAGAGAAUGAGCUAAAUGAAAUGAAAGAAAACGAAGAAGAUGAUGACAAUGAGAAAGAUGUGAAAAUUCGGGAGGACAUGACAAAAUUGAAAGAAGUGCUUCGAAAGCUUCUUAAUAAUGAACAGUAGUGCGUGUAGUUCUGAAGCGAGGCUUUCUAUAUAACUCGAAAGCACUUUGUAAGUUAUGUCAAUCUAAACGUAAACAGGAAAUGAGCAUGCGCACAGAAAAGAUUACUUAGGCGCGUCUACCUCUACUAUAGUGUUUGUACAUGUACAAUAAUGUUUAUUUACACGUGUUUGUACAUGUAGGCUACAAUAAUGUUUAUUUACACGUGUGUACAUGUACAAUAAUGUUUAUUUACACGUGUUUGUACAUGUACAAUAAUGUUUACUUACACAUGUUUGUACAUUAGUGUUUACUUUAUGUACGACUCUCUAUUUAUAGAAGCCGCUGACGUCUAUGACGCUAUGGCAACAAAACUGCAAAAUUCUACUAAGCAAACUGAUAUAUCUCUUAUUUUACUUUUGAUUCGUUAAGCGUAAUAUAAAAAUGAUGUUUGUGUGAGGGUAAGAAAACGUGCUUUAUCGAUCCUCUAAAGCUUUUUCUACAUUUCACCAGAUUUUUACCUACAUCUGAUUGAUUUGCAGACUUCAUCAAAACAAUGGAUUUCAUAUUUAAAAAAAUAUCAAUCAAGUUUGUUGGAUUGGGUUGUUGUCUCCAAUCUUUUUUUCCAAUCGCAUAAAUUUUGAAAAUUCGUUCUACACGAAUCUUUAGAUUUUCAUUUUAAGGAAGAAAAACUAUGAUGAAAACUUUUUAAAAGAUUGACUUAGCUGUUGGGAAACUUCUUACAAUCGGCAUAGCAAUUUCCCAGAUGUCCUGAAAAUCGACAUUCUGAAUUUAUUUCAAUAUUGUUGAUAUUCAAGUAUGGAAGUUAAAAAAAAAAAUUUUUUGUAAUGAAGCAAUUUUGUUUUACUCGCCCAGAUUAUCCUAAGCAAAGACUUAAAAUUUGCGUCAUAUAUCAUGCUAAUAAUGUAUAAUCAUAAUUAUGUUUUUGUAUAGACUGCUCACUUUUACCGGGUAUUAUUAAUUAUUUUGAAAUUAUUCAUGAUUUGUAUAGAUACUGUAUUAUGUAUUUCAAGACAUUUUUAUACUGCUUUAGCUCACCUGUUCUUAAAGCUCGUGAGCUUUUCUGAUCACAUUUUGUCCGGCGUCCGUCCGUAAACUUUUAACGUUUUCGACUUCUUCUUUAGAACCAAUGGGUCAUUUUUAACCAAACUUCACACAAAGUACCGUUGGGGUGAAGGGGAUUCAAUUUUGUUUUAUGGAAAAGUCACACUCUCUUGUAAGGGGAGAUAAUUAGGGAAUAGUACAUUUGGUGGGGGCAUUUAAAGAUUUAAUCAAGAACCACUGGGCCAAAAAAAAAACAACAACAACAAAAGAUGAAACGUAUUUGACAGCAAAGUGAAAACUUAAAUUUGUUCAUAUCAUGUCACCAGGGGGAAGGGGGGGGGCACAAUAGGGGAUCAAAGUUUAAAAAGAUAAUGUAUAGGGACAACAAGGCCAUGAUUGGAUUCAUUAAUAUGCAAGCACCUUGAGGUAGUGUAGAUGUAAGUUUGUUCAAAUCAUGGUCCUUUGGGGUAGGGUUGAGUUAUGAUAGGGAAAGAGAGGGGUCAUGAUAGGUCAUAUAUUAAUAUGUAAGCACAAGUAAGCUGUUCUGAAGAAAUCUUUCUGACAUAUUAUAGAUUCCAAAUUGUUCAAAUCUUGACCUCCAGGGUAGGUGGGGCCACAUGUCACCACAAUAGUGGAACAAAGUUUCAAUGGAGAUGAACAAAAAAAAAUAUUAUCCAUAAAACAACAGCUAGGGUCAUGACUGAUGAUGUGCAAGCAUCCUCAGAUAGUGGGUGCAGACUCAAAGCUGUCAAGAAUCCAUUCCCAGAAUAAUUAAUUUGCAUAAAUUCCCAAGGCAUGUGGAUUCAAUUUAUUUAUUUUUUCUUUAUUGAUCCUGGGGGUAUAGGGUUGAGCUAAAAUCCGGGAUAAAAUUUUGCAUACUAUAGUAAAGCAUAUAUACAACAAAACAAAAAAAAACCACCCAUUUUUUUCCUUUUAUUAAUAAAAAACUAUUUUUUCUUGUCCGAAACAGAAAGUCCCGAUGUUCAUCAUAUUGAGAUCGAAGCACCCCCGGUGCUGUGUGGAUUUAGACACCUCCUAGAGUUAAGAGUACAGAGCCACAAUUUCACUAGAAUAAAGAGGUGAAUUUUUUUAAAAACCUUCUGAAGAACAACAGGACUAAUGGUACUCGGGUGGGCGCUGUGAUCCAUAAGCCUCUUGUUUAUGAAUAAAAUUCUCAACCAUUU